Molecule: messenger RNA, 384 nt
Organism: Wallemia mellicola CBS 633.66
Lineage: Eukaryota; Fungi; Basidiomycota; Wallemiomycetes; Wallemiales; Wallemiaceae
Product: DUF1960-domain-containing protein
Exons: 3
Coding region: 1-384 (127 amino acids)
Source: RefSeq, a predicted model, not a curated record
AUGGAUGGAAAAUCAACCACUCAAGUAUUCUACAAGCCAUCACCAGUCGAGCAUGAGACCUUCAGUGUCAUCGUCAACCCAGACGAGUACAAGAGAUGGUCAGAAGGCGACAAGACGAUCCCACUCGUUGAAGUAGUUGAUUCAUUUGACAUAUUCUACACUGAACAAGGCUCACAGGGCAAGAUCGGCAGAGCAUCCAAGCAACAAUUAGAGAAUGUAUUCGGUACAUCCACAGAUGACGUUGUCGUCGCAAAAAUCCUCGAGGCAGGUGCAGACCAACCAGUCGAAUUGUCAGGUGGUUCUGCAAUCAAGAACACGACGCAAGGACGUGGCGUAGAUCUUAGAGGAUCAGGUAGUUCGACUUCAGGUGCAGGCCACCGCUAG